This is a messenger RNA of Loxodonta africana (African savanna elephant), 523 nucleotides long. RefSeq names its product microseminoprotein beta (gene MSMB). Bases 15 to 335 code for a protein of 106 amino acids. The transcript is spliced from 3 exons. The record is from RefSeq and is a predicted model, not a curated record. Lineage: Eukaryota; Metazoa; Chordata; Mammalia; Proboscidea; Elephantidae.
UGGGCAGCCUCGUCAUGGUCUUUGCCACCUUUGUGACUUUGUGCAAUGCCCAGUGCUAUGUCAUACUCGCUGAGAAAAUUCCAGGCGAAUCAGCCACUGAAUGCAAGGAUAUCAAUGGAGUUACUCACCAGCUAAACUCAGAGUGGAAGACUGAGAACUGUGAGGCAUGUUCUUGCGGAGAAGAUGGAAUUCAGUGUUGCAACACUGCUCGUAUACCUGUGGGCUAUAAUACCAUCAAGUGCAAGAGAAUCCUCAACAAGGAGACCUGCAGCUAUACUGUGGUGGAGCGGGAAAACCCAGAAAAGAGCUGUUUCGUCAAUAUGUGGAUAAUGUAACAUGCAUCUGGGGGGCCCAGGACUCCCACUUUGAGAGAGCAGAGGCCCUCUCAGGCUGGUCAUCAUUCUCUUGUGGCAUCCAAAAGACUAGGAUUGUGCAGCCCUAUCUAUCAAUAAAAAAGAUUUUUUGAGCAAACACUUGCCUAUGUGUAUACUUUUGAUUCAUAAAUUAUAUAUAAAAUAAUAUA